This is a messenger RNA of Daktulosphaira vitifoliae (grape phylloxera), 875 nucleotides long. RefSeq names its product muscle-specific protein 20-like. The coding region runs from base 132 to 683 and encodes 183 amino acids. Gene Ontology annotation, molecular function: protein binding. The transcript is spliced from 5 exons. The record is from RefSeq and is a predicted model, not a curated record. Lineage: Eukaryota; Metazoa; Arthropoda; Insecta; Hemiptera; Phylloxeridae.
GAAUUAACUCUUUUCGUCUUGAAACUUAAUUCCAUUCGUAGUUUUGCUAGAAAAACACACUUAUGCGUUGAAUUUAUUAAGAAAGAUACUUCAUUAAAACAAUUAUUUAACCAAAUCCAAAAAUAACUACAAUGCCAAACAGACGUCCAUUGUGGCAGAUUGCUGGUAAAAGAGAUCCAGAACAGGAACUAGAAGCUCAGCAAUGGAUUGAAUCUGUUACCAAUGAAAAAUUCCCAGCAGGUGUACCAUUUGAAUAUGCACUUAGGGAUGGAAUUAUUCUUUGUAAAUUAAUGAAUAAAUUAGCACCAGGAUCUAUAGCAAGAAUAAAUAUAUUAGGGGGUGAUUAUAAAAUGAUGGACAAUAUUAAUCAAUUUCAAAAGGCUUGUAUUGAAUAUGGCGUUCCUGAUGUAGAUUUAUUUCAGACUGUCGAUUUGUGGGAUCAAAAGAAUAUUUCUAGAGUAACCAUGACUAUAUUUGCUAUAGGUCGAACGGCUUAUAAACAUUUUGAGUGGAAAGGUCCAUUUUUAGGCCCUAGACCUUCAGAAGAAAAUAAACGCGAUUGGACAGAUGAUCAGCUACGUGCUGGGGAAGGGAUCAUUGGAUUACAAGCUGGCCAAAAUAAAGGUGCUACUCAAGCAGGACAAAACUUUGGAGCAACUAGAAAAAUUUUACUAGGAAAGUGAAUAAAUGUUGAAAGUAAUAUAUUUUGUGUUACCAUAAUAAUAUGUGAUUAACCAAAAAUAACAAAAUAGUUUUCAUAUUCGGCUACAUAUGUAAUUGUACAAAUUUAUUUUAUGAUGUUACUUAUUUGUGUUUAUAGUUUCCAGUUUUAAUUAUUUAUGUUUUCAUUAUUAUUAAAACAACUGAAGAACACA